Messenger RNA from Aspergillus japonicus CBS 114.51, 1882 nucleotides. Its product is annotated as putative PB1 domain protein. Gene Ontology annotation, molecular function: protein binding. NCBI's taxonomy places the organism in Eukaryota, Fungi, Ascomycota, Eurotiomycetes, Eurotiales, Aspergillaceae. The record is from RefSeq and is a predicted model, not a curated record. The transcript has 4 exons. Bases 91 to 1734 code for a protein of 547 amino acids.
GCCCCGUCUGCGUCGUGUUUUGAGGUCAGUACCAGGGCGACUGCGGCACCUGAUAUCGUCUAUCGUUGGUGCAACGGGCUCGAGUCAGACAUGUCCAUCAAGCAGGUAGGUUUGCUUCACCCCUACUACAAGGGCAAGCUGAGUAGGGCUCACAUUACUCAGGAGAUUGAGACCUGGGUGCAAGCCCUGGACCACUACGACAACCAAGAAUACGAUGAGGCCCUUCAGGUCUUCAGCGCCAUCGCCGAAACAUCGAAGAUCCUUUUCAACUGUGGAGUCAUAUAUGCCACCUUGGGAGAGCACGACCGAGCAGUCGAGUGCUACCAACGAGCAAUUGGGCUAGAUCAAUAUCUGGCCAUCGCAUACUUUCAAGAAGGAGUGUCCAACUUCCUGCUGGGUGACUUUGAGGAAGCAUUGGCCAAUUUCAAUGACACCCUGUUGUACCUUCGAGGUAACACCUCCAUUGACUACGAGCAGCUGGGUCUCAAGUUCCGCCUGUACUCGUGCGAAGUGCUGUUCAACCGCGGUCUGUGCUAUAUCUAUCUGCAGCAGAUGGGCCCAGGCCUCCAGGAUCUCGACUAUGCGUCCAAAGAGAAGGUGACGUUGGACCACGAUGUCAUCAAUGAUGCAAUCAAGGAACGAGCACAGGGCUAUACAGUUUUCUCCAUUCCGGUAGGGGUGGUCUACCGGCCCAACGAGGCCAAGGUCAAGAAUCUGAAGUCGAAAGACUAUCUGGGUAAGGCCCGGCUGAUUGCCGCGACAGGGGAGCGUAACGGCGUUCCGUCCGGCCCGCUGAAUCUGGAAAUCCCCCGAGCUCAGUCGGUUUUGGAUCACCGUCAUCCAGAGCACCUUCCGUUCGCCACCUCACAUCUGGUGCACAAGAACCUGCCCAGCCGGAGCCGUCAGCACUCUGAACCGCCCCUGAACCGUAAUCUCUUCCCUCCUACUCCCCCGCCGGACGCAGACAAGGCGAGUACCAACAGCUCCACAGGAAGUCUUGGGACCACCGGUCGACCGGGGUCCAUGCGCGCUGCGCCGCCCCCGCGGCUCGACCUGAACCCGGGCACCGGACACGAGACCGUCCUAAGCGAGAAGCCGCGAAUCGGAACGACUCGCACGGCCUCCGAGCCCCGGAGAGCGGCAGUAGGUGCUUCGGCUCGCCCCGGCCCUCGGGAGGAACAGUCGUCCCGCGGUCGGGAAGUGCGUGGCCAUCGACGAGGGGUCAGUGACACGGGAUCUGCAUCGACCUCGGGUGGGUAUUCGGAGGGGGGCUACUCAGGCACGCGGUCCAUGCCCGUGGGGACCGGCUGGCCUCGGCAACGGGAACGAUAUAUCGACGAGGAAGAAGAGUAUGUCAGUGGGUCGGGGUCGGCGGAGGGCGACUUUGACCUGGUCGACGGACGAUCGCCGCAGCGACAAUCCCAGCGCGGGACCUCGCGAGCCCGGCGGCCCGAGGUGCGCAAGUACCGGGUCAAGACGCAUGCCCACGAGGAUACGCGGUAUAUCAUGAUUGAGCCGGUGAUCGACUUCGCCGAGUUUGAGCGGCGGAUCCGGGACAAAUUCGGGUUCCGGACGUUGCUCAAGAUCCGCAUGCAAGACGAUGGUGAUAUGAUUACGAUGGUGGACCAGGAGGAUUUGGAUCUGCUGAUGAGCUCAGCCCGUGCGAUGGCACGACGGGAGGGAAGUGAGCUUGGGAAGAUGGAGAUUUGGGUCGAGGAACGAGGGGUGAUAUGACUUAACGACUGACUGCAUUGGUUGGCAUUGGCGUAGCGUUCUGGUAUACCCUUGUGGGCGGAGUAACAUGGCUGGAAUAUUCACGAAGUGAUGAUUGUCUCUAAUGAGCUAGACCAACACCAAGAGUAAUAUCUACUUUUACUUAUGG